UUGGUAACAAUGUACAUCAUUGGCUCGUUUUGGUGUGUUGCCAACCAAUGGGCAGCCUUCUUGGAGCCGUGUAGUUCAGUCCUGCUUUGCCCGUCCGUCUGUCUGUCCCGUGGGCUGACUGGGUGUCGGUCAGCCAUUUUUUGAUUUCUUCACCGGACAGAGAGGUUUGGUGGGGAGGUGUGCCCACCUUUGACAUCGUUCUUUUACCAAGAAGUAUUGCUGUAAAAUGUACGGCAACGGGUAUCCGAAUCAGACGAUGUUCCCUGGUGGGAGACAAGGACGGGACAGACCAAAUUUUCAUUCAUUUCCGGGUCAUAGGCCGCAAAAUUUGUCUCCAAGGGCCUCUUUUAAUGUCAUGCAAGGGAAAAGUAUACUGGGAGCAGGUCUGCAUACUAACAGUGCUCAAGAGCAACAUGAUGCAGUCAGCCAUAUGGAUCAGAGUUUCGUGAUCAGUGAACCCCAUAAUCAAUUAAGAUCAGGCCAACCUCCUUGGUUUCCCCGUGGAGAUAGGGGAGACCAGCAGUUCAAGACCCGCUCCUGGUCGAAUACUAACAACCAGCAGAAUUAUGGCCUUAAGCAAGAUCAGACAAUGAAAAAUAACUUGAAAAACAAGCAACCUGGAGAAAAUCUGCGUAAACCGCAAUGGGACCUUAAUGCUCUCCAGAAGUUUGCGAAGAACUUCUAUGUUCCUCACACUAAUGUGGCCCAAAGGUCAGAUGAUGAUGUGAGAGACUACAGACUGAGCCGGGAGAUCACAGUUAAGGGAAAAAAUGUACCCAACCCAAACCAAGACUUUGAGGAGGGAAAUUUCCCAGAUUUUGUUGUCCAGGAAAUACGUAAACAAGGAUUUUCUGAACCUACUCCCAUUCAGGCCCAAGGAUGGCCAAUUGCUCUCUCUGGUCGUGACUUGGUUGGCAUUGCUCAGACUGGAUCUGGGAAAACUCUUGCUUACAUGCUGCCAGCUGCUGUUCAUAUCAGUCAUCAACCCCAGCUUAGUCGUGGGGAUGGUCCUAUUGCACUUGUGCUUGCGCCUACUAGGGAGCUUGCUCAGCAAAUCCAAAGUGUGGCCAGGGAUUUUGGCUCAUCCUCUCUAAUCAGGAACACUUGUGUUUUUGGUGGGGCUCCAAAGGGACCUCAGGCCCGUGAUUUGGAGCGAGGUGUUGAGAUUGUGAUUGCCACUCCUGGGCGAUUGAUUGAUUUUCUUGAGAGAGGAACUACCAAUUUGAGGAGGUGCACUUACCUGGUAUUGGAUGAGGCAGACCGUAUGCUUGACAUGGGCUUCGAACCUCAAAUUAGGAAGAUCAUUGAACAAAUCAGGCCGGACAGACAAGUCCUUAUGUGGUCAGCAACCUGGCCAAAAGAAGUACAGGCUCUUGCUGAAGACUUUCUGACAGAUUACAUUCAAGUGAACAUUGGUUCUCUGGAUUUGGCUGCCAACCACAACAUCAGACAGAUUAUUGAUGUUUGCCAAGAGCAUGAAAAAGAGGAAAAACUCUCAAAACUUCUUCGUGAAAUUAAUGGAGGCAAAGCUAUUGUUUUUGUUGAAACUAAGAAGAAAGUGGAUGAUGUCACCAAGCUUAUUCAAAGAGAGGGUGUUGCUGUUGCUGCUGUUGCUGGUGCAUUAAUCUGGCAAGCUAUUAGCAUUCAUGGAGAUAAAUCUCAGCCUGAACGGGACCAUGUUCUUGCUGAGUUCCGCAGUGGAAAAUCCAACAUCUUGGUUGCCACUGAUGUUGCUGCUCGGGGUCUUGAUGUGGAAGAUGUCAAAUUUGUGAUUAAUUUUGAUUACCCAAAUACUGCUGAAGAUUACAUCCACCGUAUUGGCCGUACUGGUCGUUGUCUUCAGAGUGGAACUGCUUAUGCCUUCUUCACACCUAACAACCAGCGUCAAGCCAAGGAAUUGAUCCAAGUCUUGCAGGAAGCCAAUCAGACUGUUUGCCCAGCCUUGUCUGAGCUUGCUAACUUGGCCCGUUCUCAAUAUGGAGGACGCAACCGGUGGAACAAAUACAGCACCAAGGAUACAUCCAAUGGUGAUCGUAAUCAAAAUCGUCAAAAUGGACAGAAUUGGCACAGCAACAAUAAUGAAAAUCGCGCCAAUGGUCUUGGUAAUGGUGUUCAUUCCACUAACUCGCCCCGUUUCAGUGGCCCCAAUGCCAACAAUUAUCGUAAUCCUGGUGAAAACCGUGGCAACUAUCAGAAGAAUGGUUAUCAAAAUGGAUAUCAAAAUGGAUACAACCAAACCAAUAGCUACCAUGGUCAGCAAAAUGGUUACCAUAACCAGAAUAGCUAUGGUGGACAAAAUGGCUAUGGCCAGAAUGGCUACAGUGGUCAAAAUGGCUAUCAAAACAACCGUGGAUAUGGCAACCAAGGGCAGCGCAGUGGCUACCAAAACAACCGUUUCAACAACCGCUUUAACAACAAUUAUGCCAAUGGUCAGGGAGGACACAGUGGUCAGAUGUUCAACAUGCCUCCACCAUUCAUGAUGCAGCCAACUGCUGAUGGUGGUGUCCAGAGUCUGAUUAACAACAAGUUUUUCCAGACCAACCGUCCACCACAGGCUAGUGGAGCCUGUGCAUACCAAAGCAUGUCUCCUAGUGCCUAUGGAGGCUACCAGACCCCAAUGGCUUACUAUGCUGGUUAUUCUCAGCCACAAGCUGUGCAGCAGUAGAUGUAUCUUCUCUCUGUAGUGAGCUGAAGUGGCUCAGUGUGUGGUUUGCUUUACUAUUAUUUUGCUCUAUAACACUGCUUAUCUAACUUAGAGAAAUGAUUUUUAACUAUUUUUUUUUCUUUGGUUGUUAUGAGUAUUCUAGUUUAGGAUGACAAUUCUUUUAAUAUCUACUCAUUAAACUGAUGUCUUCCCUCCAUUCAUAUAUUUGGACUGAGAGAUUGUUUAUUCCAUUGCCAUUAUUUUUGUGUUAGGGUCAGUUAGAUCAGCUGUCAUUAGUAGAGAUCUAGUUACCUGAGAGCUGCAUAAAGUUACCUGACCCGCUGGCCGGGCAGCGUGCCCUCCAGUUGCAAUGUGAUUUGACACACUAUCACCAAAGUUUUUCAUUGUUAACUAAACAGAGUUCUCCGUCUAUGAUCAAAAUUGUUUUUUUCUUUCUGAAUGUUAAUUUGUUUUAAGGAGUUCUCUGAUCAGUCAAAUGGCACUCAUUCAGUACAAUUGAAUGUGUAGUACUGGCUAUUGCUCAUGAAGCAAUGGGGAAAGGCAAGAAGCCAUCCCCUGUGUCCUGUGAUUUGUUUGUAUAUAUUGUUGACAAGAUUCAAGGAGCUGUUGAGAGUAACUGAUAAACCUUACAUACAGUCUCAAGCUUUCUCAGUUAUUGUAUAGGUCUGGAGGUUAUUCCCUUACUGAGGAGUGACAUAGAAUCUUCUCCAUUUAUCAGAUCUAUUUUCAUGUUCAUCUUGUGUUUCAAUUCAUCAUGCAUUGUGAUGUUAUCAAUGUAUAUGUGCAGACUGUUUUCACCUUUUUUUUACAAAUUGAUUUUAAGGGGGGUCUGGAAGUGAGUAGAUUUUGAAAGAACUCAAAUUCACUAUAUUAUUUAAUAUUGGUGUGUGGGACAAGCACUAUUUUUGUCAUUUUGAUCUUACAAUUGUUGAACCAAACAAAUGCUAUGUAAGACCACAUUCCAGUUUGUGUAUAUUUCCUUUUUGUCGACUAAUGUUAAAGUAGAUUUCCAUAUUUCUGUAUGCUGUUGAGAUGCACGAAACAUUCAGAAGGGGGGAGGGUUGGGAGGUACGACCACCUAGUUUUUAUUUUGUGUCGACUGACACUGCUAGAACUGGAAAGAAAACUAUUUUUUAAAAAUGUUCAACAAUGUAUUGAGGACCAGAUAUGCAUCUGGUAAAUAGAGUACAUUGUUAUUUAUCUUUUGUUGUGGGGGUAAUGAGCAUGCCAAUCAGUCAUAUACUGUUUUGUCGUGUGUUCCCUGAGCCUCUCUUAGGCUUCAAUUUUCUUAUGUGAAGAAAUUGUGACAUUAUGUCUACAACUAUUUAUUUGCCCAAAGACUUCAAAUUGUGGAAGUCUUUAUGUGUUGAAGUGUAUGGCUUUUUUUAUUUGUUUUUUUUUUCCUUGUGAAAAGAUAUUUAUAGAUCUUGAAAACGUUCCUUAACCCCCUAAAUGAUCUGUCCCCCUCAAGGGUCGUGUACAUAGUUAUGAAUCAGAGUUCAAUAUUAUGUGUAAAUUAUUGUGUACGUUUGGAUCAUACAUUGUGAUUCAUUCUCAAUUACACUUGUUCUGUGAUAUGUAAAUCGUAGCAAAUAAUUUUAACUUAAGUUGCAAGUCCAAGAGAGAAAGGUCGGUUAGAACCAUGCUAAUGAGUAUUUUGCUAUAGGGAACACUGUUAAUGGUCCUACUGUACUCUAAGUACUGAUUGUGAUAUUUUCUUCAAAAGACUGAUACCUGAAAGUGGUAUGCUUUUAUUAUGACUUCUGCUUUUUAGCAGGGGUUAAUUUCCCAACAUAAAAUUGUCAGUGUGUUGGAGUUAGUGAGACUCUGACAUAAAUGUUUUUUACAAUCUUAGUUGUAUGAAAGUCAAAACCUUGUGCAUUGACUUAGUUUUAUGGAGCCUACUCCACUUUUCUCUGUUAUACAGAUUGACACAAGGUAACUUAAAGCAUUGGUAGUUGGCAGGAGGAGGGAUGAGUGCUGGUUCUGGCCGUGAGGGGGUGCAUCACCUCCGAUGCCCUUCCACACUCCAUCGCCUACCUUUCUCAUUGGAAAUGGCAUGCCGUUUAUCUGUGGGCAAAUUCGUUUGGCAGUCCCUGUGAUUGUCGAGUGUUGAUAUUUGCUCUGUAUUACCUAAUGCAGAAACUUGUUUUGUUGUUCUUUUAUUGAAAGAAAGGAAACAUUGUUUUAGUCAGUUUCAUUGCUACAAAAUUGGCAGUUCAAUUAUUUAACUGCUUUUGUUUUUACCAUGACAUAUUGCAGAUAUGAAAACAUGUUUGAUUGCGAUACGAGCGACCCUUGACUCUGUGAUGGACGCAUCUUCCUAAGCUGAAGGAGCGGAACUCUUCUGUUCGUUUCCUCUGUGCAUUUCUAGUAUGUUAUACAGUAUUAUGAUAGUAAAUGAAUAUCACCUGAAUGUAUGUUUUGAAUACUAUGGCAAAUGAUAAAAAUAUGAAAGUUCUUAACUGUGAGCAGAUGUAGGGUGGCUCGCAUAAAAAAAAAAAGUAAUAAAUUUCAUCUUAGCCUCA
This is a messenger RNA of Frankliniella occidentalis (western flower thrips), 5193 nucleotides long. RefSeq lists its product as uncharacterized. Gene Ontology annotation, cellular component: ribonucleoprotein complex; cytoplasm; nucleus. Lineage: Eukaryota; Metazoa; Arthropoda; Insecta; Thysanoptera; Thripidae. Gene Ontology annotation, molecular function: RNA helicase activity; ATP binding; RNA binding. Bases 227 to 2665 code for a protein of 812 amino acids. The record is from RefSeq and is a predicted model, not a curated record. The transcript has 13 exons.